Messenger RNA from Mucor mucedo, 1769 nucleotides. RefSeq names its product mitochondrial carrier domain-containing protein. The transcript is spliced from 8 exons. Gene Ontology annotation, biological process: transmembrane transport. The record is from RefSeq and is a predicted model, not a curated record. Gene Ontology annotation, molecular function: calcium ion binding; ATP transmembrane transporter activity. Bases 130 to 1722 code for a protein of 530 amino acids. NCBI's taxonomy places the organism in Eukaryota, Fungi, Mucoromycota, Mucoromycetes, Mucorales, Mucoraceae.
AUCAAGAGUGACGUAAUUCUGGCGUAGGAACUGUUUGAUUGGCCAAUAAAUACACCAUAAACAAGCUUAACCCCACAUUUCUCUGUCUCUUUCCUCCUUUUCGGCUAAAACAUUUAUAUUAAAUACAACAUGUCUUUGAUGCUCGACGAAUCAAGUACAUGUGCGAAUGACACUAAAGAGGUCCAGAGUAAGCCUCUUCCAGACUCGACCCAAUUUUAUUUGUUAGAAACUCCUACAGAAAAAGACUGCCGGAUAAGGGAGCUAUUUAAUACACUUGACCGAGACAAAGCAGGAUUACUGGACAGUAAAGCCAUUCAAAGAGGAUUUACAGCAAUGACUCAUCUUCCAGCUCGCACUAAAUAUGCAAAUGAGCUAGUAUCACGUUGCGAUACUUCCCACGAUGGUCUGGUAGAUUUUGAAGAGUUUAAGACCUACGUAAACGAAAAAGAACGAGAAUUAUGGAAGCUAUUCAAGAAGUUUGAUAGAAGUGGGGAAGGUCAGCUAGACCCAAGGGAUUUACAAAUCGCUUUAAGGAUAGCGGGAAUGGAAAUAGCUGAAGAUGAUGUGGUGGAUUUCAUGCAGUUAAUGGACAUUGACGGAAAUGGAUUAAUCGACUUUAAUGAAUUUAAGAAUUUUCUUUUGCUUCUACCCCAAACAAAUAUGAUGGAAAUGUAUAAAUAUUACGAGUCCUCAACUCAAUUAACACAUGACGGCGAAGUGGUUAUACCGACAACUGACGAAACUGCAAGGCAUGCAUUGGGUUAUUUAUUAGCGGGAGGUAUUGCCGGUGCUGUGUCACGGACAUGUACAGCCCCAUUUGAUAGAUUAAAAGUUUACUUGAUAACACAUAGUGGAACACCAGCGAACCCACUUAGCUUCAUGAGUGCUGUUAGAUCAAUUUAUAACCAUGGUGGUUGGAAAGCAUUUUUUUUAGGAAACGGUUUAAAUGUCAUGAAAAUCAUUCCUGAAUCAGCUAUUAAAUUUUACUCUUAUGAAUCUUGUAAAGAGCUAUUCGCCAAUUUGCUUGACUGUGAGGAUAAGGAUUCAAUACCCACAACAGCAAGGUUUGCAGCAGGUGGCGUGGCUGGCAUUUGCUCUCAAUUUUCGAUCUAUCCAUUGGAAACAUUGAAAACACGUAUCAUGGCACAUCAGGUCUCGAAUAAUAAUAAGAAAUCUUUUACAACCCCAGUAGCAAAUCCAAAAUUAUCGGCCGCUUUUUCCACAGCGGCAUGUUCUUCUUCCAGAUCAAUCAUUACUGAUACAGCUAAAACCAUGUAUGCUCGAGGUGGUGUUCGCGCAUUUUGGCCUGGUUUGACACUAGGUUUAGUCGGUGUAUUUCCUUAUCAAGCAAUGGAUCUUGGCAUAUAUGAAACCUUAAAAAUAUCGUAUUUACAGUACAACCAAGGAGAAUACAACGAUGAUGGCACUCAAAAACAACCAAACAUAUUUGUACUUUGGUCAUGUGGCAUGAUUAGUGGCACAAUAGGCGCUACAAGUGUAUAUCCUUUAAAUGUUAUCAGAACAAGGCUACAAGCACAAGGCACAUCUGGACAUCCUCGAAUUUACAAAUCACCUUGGGAAGCUGUGGAAGUGACAUUUAAGUCAGACGGACUUCGAGGGUUUUACAAGGGACUGGGACCAACAUUGUUAAAGGUUGUCCCGGCCGUUAGUAUUAGCUAUGUUACUUAUGAAUGGAGUAAAAGAGAGCUCGGACUAUCCUAGUAUUAAAGUGUAAUAAAUUAUCGCAUUAGAUGCAUGUACAAAAAAAA